Messenger RNA from Zophobas morio, 854 nucleotides. It is a transcript of the gene mRpS26, whose product is annotated as small ribosomal subunit protein mS26. The transcript has a single exon. Gene Ontology annotation, cellular component: mitochondrial small ribosomal subunit. NCBI's taxonomy places the organism in Eukaryota, Metazoa, Arthropoda, Insecta, Coleoptera, Tenebrionidae. The coding region runs from base 173 to 811 and encodes 212 amino acids. The record is from RefSeq and is a predicted model, not a curated record.
UCCCCUUUUCUGUCCCUAAUUUAGUAACUUCACCUAAAGACCCUAAAUAACGUUAUGUUGGUAAGGUCACUCAAAAGUCAAAACACGCCGACAUAGGUUAUGUCACUCCAAUUUUCCAAAUAAGUUUUUUGAGUUUUUUCUCCCACUAAACCCUCAAAGCGCCAAUUCUGCCAUGCUACGUCUACUUUCUAAUCUCCGACUUUUCCAACCCGUAAGCCUGCACAACCAUCAAACUGUCCGGUGGGCGCGCAAGCCCCGAAAACCGCGUUGGAUGCCCACCGCCAAAAGCAAAAUGUUUAAAAUUCCUGAAAGAAUUAAAUAUCCGGAAGAAGAAAACAAAGAAGUUUUACGACUUUUCAAUAAUUACCGAACGGCUAUGAAGUCAAUCAAACAAUAUUUAACCAAUCGAUACAACGUUCAGUUACAGGCAAAAUCCGACACCGAACAAUUGAAAAAAGCAUUCGAAGAGGAUUUUGCGAGGUGUUCGAGUAUCAACGAUAAGUGGAACGAGCAGAUAAGAAAAGAAAGAGAAGUGCGAAUUGCCAAAGAAUUGCAAGAAGAAAUCGAGUUUUCGAAAAAUCGCAAAGCGGAGGUCUUGAGGCAACGUGCGGAAGAGUUAGAGCAAGCUGAGGAAAUCGUACGAAAGGAGAAACAAGCGGUUGCUAGUUUAAUCACUCCAGAGCAAUUAGAUGAAGUGAUAGAGAGAGCUAUUAAUAAUCCUGUGGAUUAUAAUUUUGCGAUUGAUUUAGACGGGAAUAGGAUUUAUGGACGGGAAACCAUGUCGGCGGAUGCUGUUAAGGCAAAACAAUAAUUUUAAGUGUAAAAAUGUAAUAAAUUAGCUAUGAAAACAGUGA